This is a messenger RNA of Saprolegnia diclina VS20, 1056 nucleotides long. RefSeq lists its product as hypothetical. The transcript is spliced from 3 exons. The coding region runs from base 1 to 1056 and encodes 351 amino acids. Gene Ontology annotation, biological process: regulation of transcription by RNA polymerase II. Gene Ontology annotation, cellular component: nucleus. Gene Ontology annotation, molecular function: RNA polymerase II transcription regulatory region sequence-specific DNA binding; DNA-binding transcription factor activity, RNA polymerase II-specific. The record is from RefSeq and is a predicted model, not a curated record. Lineage: Eukaryota; Oomycota; Saprolegniomycetes; Saprolegniales; Saprolegniaceae.
AUGGACUCGGGUUGGGACUUGGUGUCGGACGACGGGCCCGACGACCAGCUGCGCGUCCACGUCUGCGACGACUGCGGCGCGAGCUUCACCAAGAACGCCCACUUGCUCCAGCACCAGCUGAGCCACACCGGCGAGCGCAACUUUGUCUGCCCGCACGACGCCUGCGGCAAAGCCUACCAACGGAAAGACCACUUGGUCCGGCACGUCAAGGCCGUGCACGAAGACACGAAGCGGGCCCACGUCUGCGACCGAUGCGGCGCCGCGUUCGUCUACAAGCAUGGGCUCACGAGGCAUGUAGCCGCAGCGCACGACAACGCGGCGCGGCCGUACGUCUGCACUGUGUGCCAAGCGGCGUUCAAGAAGAAGUCGGGACUUCAAGCCCACGCCUUUGUCCACACAGGCGUUAUACCGUUCCCGUGCCCUGAGCCGGGAUGUACGGCGGCGUUUACGAAGAAGUGCCUCCUGACCAAGCACACGCUCUCGAGCCACAGCGGCGCGACGCUCACGAUCGGCCUUUCCGACGUCGACGUCCAUUUCACGUGCUUGGUGUGUCACGCGACGCUGAGCUCGCGCAAGACGCUGCGCGAACACGAGCGGUUGCACGAGGGCGCACCGACGCGGUUCCCGUGUCCCGACUGCGGCAAGACGUACCUCUCCAAGACGAACCUCAACUCGCACACGCGCACCGUGCACGAGCGCGCGCGGCGGUUCGCCUGCGACGUUUGCCUCGAAGUCUUCACGUACAAGCACGUGCUCAAGCGGCACAUUGCGAGGUACCACGGUGACGUCGACCCGCAGCUCCGCACACCGCGGCAACGCCAAGGGCUCUCGCAAGACAAGAUCCGAGCGCGGCUCUUGGGUAGCCAGAAGAUGGAGCUACCAGUGUUGGCGCCGCAUGACGACGACGACGGGCUGUGGAUGCAGGCGCUCGUCGACGGCAUCCAGACGAAUGACAUGUCUCCGGAAGCCGAGAUGAUUCCAAAUCUCAAAGCCGAGAUCGCUCCGGACGUCAAGCCCGAAUCGACCAGUCUCGCGACGAUAGAGUUGUUGAAAUAG